AUGCUCAAAUUGCCAUGUGAAAAGGUGCUACAUGACGCUUUCCUAACCGGUGUUCUUAACUUAUCACAACGUCAGCUCAAAGAAUUCCCGAAUGAAGCCAGUUCCGAUAUUAGUGAUCUCAUCAAAGCAGGUAGGUUAAUAUAGUUAAAAUUGGUGUAGAUCAUUGUUAAUUUGGGGCAAAGUGUUGAUUUUUUGAUUUUGGUAUGUUUAUGGGUUUUAAAAUGAAAUGGCAUUGCUGGGUUUUUAAUUAAAAAUGGUUUGGGCAGAAUGCCAAAGUUGGCGGGAAGUUUAAAAUUCAAAAAUGUGAACAGACGGUAAAUGAAAAGAUAUGACAUUUUUGGGUUGUCAAAGGAAAUUAAAGGGCCAUAAAUGCUUCUGAUGUCAAAUUUCAAAAUUUAGUGCAUAAUGCCAAAGUUGGCGGGAAUUUGGAUUUUAAAAAUUUUUAAUUGUUCAAAAACUUGCUUUUCUUUGCAGAUAUCAGCUCAAACUGCCUGACCGAACUCCCCAUCACAUUAUGUGAACUCAGAGUGUUAGAAACCCUAGAAUUUCGAUCGAAUUCAUUAAAAACCAUUCUUCCGGCCAUUUCGUCGCUCAUAAGCCUAACAUACCUGGAUCUAAGUGACAACCACCUCACCGACCUUCCAGAUGUACUCUUCAGUUUACCGUUGAAAGUGCUAUUACUGUCACGAAAUCGACUGCAGUCAAUUUCGGCCGAAAUCCGACAUCUGGGCCCAACCAUCGAGGAGAUUGACCUGUCGUCGAAUAAAAUACGAUCUCUGCCAAAUGGGCUGUCGGUAUUGACUGAACUGAAAGUAAUGAACUUAAGAGGGAAUCAGCUAAAGGACUUGCCUGGAGGUAGGGUGGUUUUGGAUUUGGUUUAUUUAAAAAUGGUAUUUUUUGUUAAAAAUUUUUGAAUUUUGGGGGUCUUUGUGAUGUCAUGCUUAAUAAAAUGAUGCUAUAGUCGUAUUUUCGGUUCGAUCUUUGUGAAAAUGUGUCAGAAUGUAGCUAACAUAAUGCGUGUUGACUAUGCGAAUCAUAAAAUGGCAGUUUUUAUUUUUAGCUUGUAAAAAUUUUUUUUAAUUUAAAAAAAGCUAAUUUUGACAAAAAUUUUGCCAAUUUUUACGUUUUUAUCGAUUCUAAUCGAGAUUCUUGCCAUUUUAAGACAUUGGAACGAUGAAUGUAAGGUCUCUGGAUCUUGGCAACAACUUACUGAUUAGAUUACCGGUCGAAUUCUGUAAGCUUGGAGGCUGUGUGGACUUUAAAGUGGAUGGAAAUCCUUUGAUCGAGCCGCCUAUGAAUGUGGUUAGACGGGUAAGACAUUGA
Bursaphelenchus okinawaensis is the source of this 1323-nucleotide messenger RNA. Lineage: Eukaryota; Metazoa; Nematoda; Chromadorea; Rhabditida; Aphelenchoididae. The record is from the annotation of a GenBank genome assembly.